This is a messenger RNA of Vanessa tameamea, 6009 nucleotides long. It is a transcript of the gene Frl, whose product is annotated as Formin-like. NCBI's taxonomy places the organism in Eukaryota, Metazoa, Arthropoda, Insecta, Lepidoptera, Nymphalidae. Bases 224 to 3310 code for a protein of 1028 amino acids. Gene Ontology annotation, biological process: cell migration; regulation of cell shape; cortical actin cytoskeleton organization. Gene Ontology annotation, cellular component: cytosol. The transcript has 18 exons. Gene Ontology annotation, molecular function: actin filament binding; small GTPase binding. The record is from RefSeq and is a predicted model, not a curated record.
CGCACUAAAAGCCACAGCCCGCAUUCAUCUGUGGACGUGAUUUGCUUUUGCUUUUGUAUGUUGCGGUUUUCAGUUUGUUGAUGAGUUCGGUACAAAGCGCUCGCUAGUUAAAGAAUGUGACUUGUAUAAAAAAAGGAAACGUGCUUCAGUGUUGUUUUCAGUGAUAAAAAUGACCUGAUGUAAUUGUCGUGCUUGAUGGUGUCUAGUAAGUGUUUUGUGUAAAAUGGGUUUGAUAACGUCGAGGGAUCAGACAAUGCUAGACGGGCCGGUCGGGACGACCAAGAGUCACCAUGUACGGCAGCCGUCCACCAGGAAUCGAACCAAGCCUCCGAUGCCGGAUAGAGAUGAAUUGGAGAGUCGAUUCAUCAAAGUUUUGGCCUCAAUGGAUCUCCCGCCCGAUAAAGCGAAGCUGCUGCGCAAUUACGACCUGGAAAAGAAAUGGGAGAUCAUAUGCGACCAGGAUAUGGUGCAGGCGAAGGACUCACCGGCUCAUUACCUCAACAAACUUCGAACCUACCUCGACCCUAAAGCCUCCAGGAGUCAUAGGAAAAGAAAAAUGGUGGGCGACUCCACAUCCACACAAGUUCUUAGGGAUUUAGAAAUAUCCUUACGAACCAAUCACAUAGAAUGGGUGAGGGAAUUCCUAAAUGAACAAAACCAAGGGCUCGACGUGCUGAUCGACUACCUGAGCUUCAGGCUGAGCAUGAUGCGGCACGAGCAGAGGAUAGCGCUUGCCAGGAGUCAGUCCACCGACGCUAUCAACCAGGCGAACACAACAACAUCAGACUGCAGUGCUCCGACCGAAAUCAGCGGGACCCUGAGCGCGACCUGGAGGCGACGUGCGCGGUCCGCUGAUUCGGACGGAGAAACAGUCGGCAGCCCCGCCGCGGCCAGGCGGCGGACGAGACACGCUGCGAGGCUGAACAUGGGGGCUUCCACGGACGAUAUACACGUCUGUAUCAUGUGCAUGCGCGCCAUCAUGAACAAUAAGUACGGUUUCAACAUGGUGAUUCAGCACAGGGAAGCUAUCAACAGCAUAGCUCUUUCCCUUGUCCACCAUUCCUUAAGAACAAAGGCGUUAGUGCUGGAAUUGUUGGCGGCAAUCUGCCUGGUGAAGGGAGGCCAUCAGAUCAUACUGUCCGCGUUUGAUAACUUCAAGGAAGUCGUCGGAGAGCCGCGGCGGUUCCACACGUUGAUGGAAUACUUCAUGAAUUAUGAUACGUUCCACAUCGAAUUUAUGGUGGCGUGUAUGCAGUUCGUGAAUGUCAUAGUUCACUCGGUUGAAGAUAUGAACUUCAGGGUGCACCUGCAGUACGAGUUCACGGCGCUCAAGUUAGACGACUACCUGGAGAGGCUGAGGCUCUGUGAAAGCGAGGACUUGCAAGUACAAAUCUCGGCCUACCUCGACAACGUGUUCGACGUGGCGGCGCUCAUGGAGGACAGCGAGACGAAGACGGCGGCGCUGGAGAAGGCCAACGAGCUCGAGGAUGAACUUGGACAUGCUCACGAGCGUCUAACGGCACUGGAGCGCGAAGCCAUCGCGAAGCAAGCGACGCUGGAGGCCGAGCUGGCGCAGGUGCGGCACGAGAGGGACCAGCUCGCUGAGGCCAGGAGGCAGGUUGUGGAAGAGGUUUCGACACUGAGGCGAGCGCAGCAAGAUUCACGGAACAGACAGUCGAUGCUCGAAUCUAAAGUUCAGGAGUUGGAAUCUCUCACUAAAUCAUUACCGCGGGGUGCUUCGAUGGGUGCUAUUUCUACACACGCUCUAUGUAACGGUACCGUCAACGGUCACGUGUCGCCACCUGGAACUUUAACCAACGGAGACGCACACCAACCCUUACCUAAACCGCCUACUCCCCCUCCAGCACCUGUAUUACCACCUCCACCGCCAGCACCACUACCCCCGCCUCCUCCCCCUCCGCCGGUCAUAGCCCCACCGCCUCCAGCCCCGCCGGCUCCUCCCGCGCCGGGUCUGAUGCUGCCCCCUCACCACACAGACGCCAUGACGAUUAAGAGGAAAGUGGACACGAAAUACAAGUUACCGACGUUAAACUGGAUCGCGCUAAAACCAAAUCAGGUGCGCGGCACGAUCUUCAACGAGCUGGACGAGGAGCGGCCGCGGCGGCGCAUCAACUUCGCGGAGUUCGAGGAGAAGUUCCGCAUCGGCGGCGCGGGCGGCGGCGGCGCCGCGCUCGUCAGCGACGACGCGCUCGCGUCCUUCCCCAGCAAGCGCUUCCGCCGCCCCGACACCGUGUCGCUGCUGGAGCACGCGCGCCUGCGCAACAUCGCAAUCUCCCGAAGAAAGCUAGAUACACCAGUGGAAAAAGUAAUAGCGGCGAUUCACACGUUGGACCUCAAGCAGCUACCUCUGGAGAGCGUCGAGAUCCUCCAGCGGAUGGUUCCGACGGAAGCUGAGCAGAAGGCGUACAAGGAAUACGUAGCGGAAAAGAAAAACAUCAAUCAAUUGACCGAGGAAGACAAGUUCCUCAUGCAAUUGGCCAAAGUCGAAAGAAUAUCAGCAAAACUAUCCAUAAUGAGUUACAUGGGCAACUUCUACGACAAUAUUCACCUAAUAACGCCGCAAAUACACGCUAUAAUAUCCGGUUCGUCCUCGGUCAAGUCGUCGCAGAAGUUACGGAAUGUUCUAGAAAUAAUAUUGGCUUUCGGUAAUUACCUGAAUAGCAGUAAACGUGGACCAGCGUAUGGAUUCAAACUUCAAUCACUGGAUACUCUUAUGGACACAAAGUCGACGGACAAGAGAGUGUCGCUAUUGCAUUACAUCGUGGCGACGAUACGACAAAAUUUCCCAGAACUGCUGAAUUUCGACACAGAACUCAUGUAUAUCGACAAAGCAGCACAGGUGUCGCUGGAGAACGUGGUGGCCGACGUGUGCGAGCUGGAGCGCGGCAUGGAGGCGGCGCGGCGGGAGGGGGAGGCGCGCGGGGCGGCGCACGUGCUGCGCGACUUCGUGGCCAACGCCGUGGACAAGCUGCGGCGCCUGCGGGCCGAGACCAAGCACGCGCAGGAUUCAUUCGCGGCAUGUGUGGAGUACUUCGGCGAGGCCCCGCGUAGCUGCGACGCGAACGCGUUCUUCUCUCUACUAGUGAGGUUCACUCGAGCGUUCAAGCAAGCCGACAUGGAGAACGAGCAGCGUCGGCGACUGGAGCAAGCCGCGCACGCCGACAGCCUCGACCCCGUCAAGGCCAAGCUCGCGCAGAAGAAACAACAGAGGUUUAACUACGCGGCCGUCAGCGCAGGCCUAUUGCAGCAACACUUGUCUCAGUUGAGGCACAGUCCGGACCUAGCCUAGCCUAACCUAGCUAGGUCUCCUAGCGCGACUAGGAGAAGCUGUAAUCAACGAAUUAAAAACGAAGUCACAGGCCGUCGGCGAAAAGAAACUUCUUCACCAGGACGAAGUCUACAACGGAGCCCUAGAGGACAUCUUGCAUGGGUUACGAAGCGAGCCCUACAGGCGUGCGGACGCCGUGCGGCGUUCCCACAGACGCAGGAUUAACUCCCACCGGCUCUCCAAAGGGCUCGAGGAACUAGAUGUAUGAUACGAGCUGGAAUCCAGCGAGCCGCUGGAUUUCUCAGUACAGAACGCAGUCAUGUCCAUAAACGCGAAGUGUGGCUUCUUUACCACGAAAAAGCGCAGGAAGGACUUGGAAAUGGUCCACAAGAAACCAAUAGCCAUCUACAACAUAGAGGAUAAUAUAGAUUUCCCAACGAACGGGGAGUUUUGCGGUAACUCUGGCAACACUGGACGAAAACCUAAAGCGUCCACUUACAAAGUCGCGCCAACUGAUUACGAGGUGGAGGAACGCUGCGAACUCAUCAAAUCUACUUACGAAGUUAUAUCGAAAUACACACGAGCCAUGUUCGACAAACAAAAUGAAACCGUCGUAUAAAUGUGCCUCAAAUUCAAAGAUUUUUUUUUGGCUGAAUGAUAAAUUAUUCACUUUCGCAUAAAUGAUAUAUAUUAUACACAAAUGCAUCACCAACUGCAACUUCGCGCAACUUCAAAGAACACCGAGAAAAAGUAGUUAUAGCUACGUCUCGCGUUCUUGUUUGUUGUAAAAAUGAGUGAUGUGUUUGAUAGUGAAUGCUGUGCUGAUAUUCCCCGUAUUGCCGUUUUGAGCGUUGAGUGCUAUUUUAAUAAGUGCAAUAUUGACAAAAGACAAACAUUUGAUACACCCACAAUUCAUUCCACCAAUUUCCACAACGAUAUUUUGCUAAAAACUGUUUUAUAGCUUUUCUUAUUCAUUUACAACAAAAGCUUAGCUUGUACGAAUUUACAAUUAACGAACGUGGCACAAAUACAGCCGUCUAGCUUUUGCACGGAGCAUUGAAUGGAAUACGAUGUUUCGACAUUUAGUUUACGUAGAGGAAAUAGUACCGCUAGUUUGUAAAAAUGGCCUUUUAAUAUAUACGCACAAUUUUUAUCCAAUUUUUGUAUAAUCCAUUGUAAUUUUUACACGUUUAUAAUCGUAUUACCAUAGGCUAUGUCUAACAAUAUUUACAAUAAGGAAUAUUUUUUAACAAACCUAUAAAAUAGUAUUUAUUUCUUACCGAUAAAGUGCAAAUUCGUGUGACUCACUGCAUUUAAGUUAUUAGCAUUUUGUGUUUACCGUUGUAUUAAAUAUUCCUUUUCAUGGCAACAUUGGAACCUGUUGAAAAAGUUAAAUUGGUUUAAUUCAUUGUGAUAUAAUAAAAUCAGUAUAUUCAUGCCAUUUUUUAGAUUUUCCAUUAGUCCAUAAUCUUUGUUUGGUUAUAAGGUUUAAACAAAUAUUUAUUUGUAUUUUUUUCGGUCAAUUUCUUAAUCAUGCGGUUCCACUAAAAUCGUUGGCGAUUUCUGUAUUUGUAGCUGUUUUGCACCAAUAACCAAUGUGUUCUGUGCUGCCAACACAAAAAUUGCCAAUCAUUUUUUAGAGGAGACGCAGCUUAACAUGACAAAUUCCAUAGAUUUAAGGCUUUUCAAAAGAUCUGUUUCAUUUAAGUUUAUUGUAAUUAUUAAUUUAUAGAUUUGGUUGAGUAAAUUAGUUUAGUAUCCAUAAUUUGUUUGUUUGUAAAUAUUUUGCCGCGUGUUGCAUCAGUUUAGUUGAAGUAUUCAUUGUAAAUAUUGUAUUAUUUUCCGUAUUACUCAAGUUACUUGGGAUUUAAACAAGAUAUGAUUUGUAUUGAAUUUUGCAUUAACCGAUUCGCACAGUGUAUAUGUUACGAAUAUUAAUAUAUAAAAAUAUAUUAAAGUUUUACGCACCUUUACAUGAAAAGACUCCACAUUGUUUUUUUAUAAAUAUUUAAGACAAAUUGUAUACAAUGGUGCUUUUUGCACGGUCAUAAUUACAUAAAUUACAGUGUUUGGUUGUUACAAAUAAAAUUUUUGUUCAAGUCAGUAUGACAGUUAUUUAAAUUUAAAUUACAGGGUUUAUUUGAAACAAUAAUAUGUAUUCGAAUCGGCGAGAAAAUAUAAAAUGAUAAUUGUAAUUGAUAAAGUUAUUUGCAAAUUGCAUAUUUCUACAUAAUCUCUAAUAAUAUUAUUUUUAAUGAUUAUAAUUCUUAAAAAGAAUUUUAACAAGUUUAUUGUUUUAAGUAAUUUUUUAUUUUAGAUGUGAGUAAAAAAUAUUAAAAAAAAUGAUUCCUGAUAACUGAAGUUUCUUAGAAACAAAAGCUUUAUCCAGUAAAUUCAGUAAAUAUUUUGUUGUUAUGGGUAUUCAAUAUAUAAAAAACACAGACAAAAAAAAUUGCCAUGAUUUUGAUGUUGCCAGUUGUAAUUUUUAAUGCUGGGUCAUUGAUGCAAAAUUCAAAGGUUUUUGUCAAACUUAUUUUAUUCACAUCUUUAAUAAAAUAUUGACUUUAAGAUUCAAUUUUAGUAGAAGUCUAUAGUAAUGUUUCAGCUGUAUAGUUAUUUUGUAUGUGAUGUGUACAUGGGUUUAUUUUGUUCAUUGCAUGUAUGCUAGCUUUAGAAACAGUAUUCAGUGAUGCAAUAAACCUACAUUUACAGUAAAACAA